Molecule: messenger RNA, 1794 nt
Organism: Closterium sp. NIES-65
Lineage: Eukaryota; Viridiplantae; Streptophyta; Zygnematophyceae; Desmidiales; Closteriaceae
Source: the annotation of a GenBank genome assembly
AUGGGGACUCCCCGCGCCUUGCAACUCUCCUUCCUCCUGCUACGCCACACCCCACACUCUCGUCUCCACAUCCCUCAUCUCCCCUUCCCUCGUCUCCCCAUCCCUCAUCUCCCCUUCCCUCGUCUCCCCAUCCCUCAUCUCCCCAUCCCUCAUCUCCCCUUCCCUCAUCUCUCCAUCCCUCGUCUCCCCAUGCCUCAUCUCCCCAUCCCUCACCUCCCCAUGCCUCACCUCCUCAUCUCUCAUCUCUCCAUCCCUCAUCUCCCCAUCCCGCAUCUCCCCAUCCCUCAUCUCCCCAUCCCUCACCUCCCCAUCUCUCACCUCCCCAUCCCUCAUCUCCCCAUGCCUCACCCCAUCUCCGCCGCACCCCGUGGCAUCGUCAUACGUCGCCAUUUCCCACCUCUUCCUACUUCCCAUCCCCCUCUUCCGCCCUUCCUCCCCCCUUCUCUCAAUCCCUUCCUCUCGCCCUGCCAUCCUACUUCCCAUCCCCCUUUCCUCGUUUCCCCAGACCUCCUUUCCCCAUCCCGUCAUUCACUCUCCCUCCGUUCCCCAUCCUUCCAUUCCCCAUGCCUACUUUCACCAUUCCACCAUACCCCAUUCACCAUACUCCUAACCCCAUCUCCUCCUCAACCCAUCUCCUCCUAUACACAUCCGCUUCUUCCCCCUUCCCUCGUCACCGCGUCCCCUCCUCUCCCCAUCCCCUCCUCUCACCAUCCCCUCUUCUCCCCACCCGCUCCCGUCCUCUCCCCAUCCGCCCAUCCCACCUCACCACUUCCCUCCUCUUCCCAUCCAUCCUCUCCUCAUCCCUCCCCAUCCCGGCACCUCUUCAUCCCUUGUGCUUUUCUGCACCAGGGAGCUGCUUGGGCCGCUGUGGGUGGAUGGCGGUGGGCAGAGUCACACAGCAUAGGCAGACGUGGUGCUGCCUGUCCUCCCUUUCCCCCGUCCUCCCUCCCCAUCCAUCCUUCCCUUCCUCUGUUCCUCUCUUCCUCCAUACGUCCCUUCCUCCGUUUCUCUGUCCCUCUUUUCCCCUGGUCGUCCUUCUGUUUGGGGAAAGCGAGGUCGAUGGGAGGGGGAGAGCGAGGGCGACGGGAGGGGGAAAGCGAUGGAAACGGGAGGGGGAAAAGCACGGAAGGGGAUGGGGGGAAGCACGGAAGGGGAUGGGGGAAAGCAGGGAAGGGGACAUGGGGGAGCAGGGAAGGGGAUGGGGGGAAGCAGGGAGGGGGAUGGGGGCAAGCAGGGAAGGGGACAUGGGGGAGCAGGGAAGGGGAUGGGGGGAAGCAGGGAAGGGGACAUGGGGAAACAGGGAAGGGGAUGGGGGGAAGCAGGGAAGGGGAUGGGGGGAAGCAGGGAAGGGGAUGGGGGGAAGCAGAGAAGGGGAUGGGGGGAAGCAGGGAAGGGGAUGGGGGCAAGCGGGGAAGGGGAUGGGGGCAAGCGGGGAAAGGGAUGGGGGGAAGCAGGGAAGGGGAUGGGGGAAGCAGGGAAGGGGACAUGGGGAAGCAGGGAAGGGGAUGGGGGGAAGCAGGGAAGGGGACAUGGGGAAGCAGGGAAGGGGAUGGGAGGAAGCAGGGAGGGGGAUGGGGGGAAGCAGGGAAGGGGACAUGGGGGAGCAGGGAAGGGGAUGGGGGCAAGCAGGGAAGGGGACAUGGGGGAGCAGGGAAGGGGAUGGGGGCAAGCAGGGAAGGGGACAUGGGGAAGCAGGGAAGGGGAUGGGGGGAAGCAGGGAAGGGGAUGGGGGGAAGCAGGGAAGGGGAUGGGGGGAAGCAGGGAAGGGGAUGGGGGCAAGAGGGAGAGAGGUAA